UGAUUUGUUAGAGAGCCGCACUGCUGCCUCUAUAAAUAUAACGCGAUAAAGACUCGUCCUCUCCCAAUGUCCGUCCCCCGUUCGUCUGCAACGUCCGAUCUGACUCUCUCGACGCCGCCCGCGCGCCUAAUCGAGACGAGUCAAGAAAGUAAGAGGGUUCUGGCGGCGAGCAGCGGAGGAUGAGGGCCCGGAGAAGGCGGCCGGAGCCAUGAAAGCGGCGAUCGUAGCCGGAGAUAGUGGAUCAUGAGGAAAGCGCUCUCACCAAUGCCUAGAUCGUGAUGUUUUCUUGCCACUGCUAUCGAAAUGGUCCCGUGUCUUGGUUGAGAUCUCGAUGUCAUAGUGGGUGAUAACUAUGCGCUCCGAGGAAGGUGGUCACCAUUACGUCGCAAUAAGAAGGGCGGAGGAGGGCUCUUGAGGGAGGAGUGGUGGAAUCGCCGCCUGGUUCGAUCGAAGCACCAGGCCCGGAAAUGGUCCGCCGGGAGGGAAUCACGGGAUCAUCUCAAUUUGAUACCAGCACGACGAGGGAUUCCAGUUCUAAUGUUUCCUACCAGGCAAAAAAUAAUCUGACUUGUAGAAAGACAAUUAGAUCCCACUCAAUGGAUCAUAUAACCAAAGAAAAUAAUGCGCCGGCAUAGGGGUAGGAUUGUCUUACUAUAUUUUGUUGGAACCGCUGAGAUUUGAGACUUUAGAGAAUUGAAGGAAGCUUUGCACAUUUGAGAGCUCCAUGUCGAUGGACGGAGUCGUCGCCUUCCCCUUUCAUUAUUCGCCAUCACCAUCUCGCUUCGCUUCUUCUCGUUCUCAAAUAAAAUAGCGAGGCAUUCUCUAGCCUCUCUCAGAUCCACCUCUCUUCCCCAUCUCCCGAAGCCUUAACCCUGGUCCCAAUUCUCCACCCGCCCCUUCUCUGUCUGCGAGUUCCAAGAACAGAUCGGAUCGGCCGGGAUCCAUCCGAGGAUCGACGAUCCUUCUGCGUCGAUCUCCGCAUCUCGGCGUAGGUCCGCCGAUCUCCUCGCCGUCACUCGCCGGAUCCCCGCAGGAGGAGCAGCGACCGAGAAGAAGCGGAGGAGAUGAGCUCAAAGGCGGCCUUGUCGACGGCGCUGGCGAACGGCCGGUUCUUCACCGUCGGGCUCGUCGCUUCAUGGUACUCCUCCAACAUCGGGGUGCUCCUCCUCAACAAGUACCUGCUGAGCAACUACGGGUUCAAGUACCCCAUCUUCCUCACCAUGUGCCACAUGACGGCCUGCUCCCUCCUGAGCUACGCCGCCAUCGCGUGGCUCAAGCUCGUGCCGAUGCAGUCCGUCCGGUCCCGCGUCCAGUUCCUCAAGAUCUCCGCACUCAGCCUCGUGUUCUGCGCGUCGGUGGUCAGCGGGAACAUCUCGCUCCGCUACCUCCCCGUCUCGUUCAACCAGGCCGUUGGCGCCACCACACCCUUCUUCACCGCCGUGUUUGCUUACCUCAUGACACUCCGGCGGGAGUCGUGGAUCACGUACAUCACCCUCAUACCUGUCGUCACGGGUGUUAUUAUUGCCAGCGGGGGGGAGCCAAGUUUUCAUUUGUUUGGUUUUAUUAUGUGCAUUGGUGCCACUGCUGCUAGGGCACUCAAGUCAGUGUUGCAAGGAAUUUUGAUGGCUUCUGAAGGGGAAAAGCUUAACUCUAUGAAUCUCCUCCUAUAUAUGGCUCCAAUAGCAGUAAUUUUUCUCCUUCCUGCAACAAUUAUAAUGGAGGAGAAUGUGGUUGGAAUAACACUGGCACUUGCUAGAGAAGACUUCAAGAUUAUUUGGUACCUCCUGUUUAAUUCUUCGUUGGCAUAUUUUGUGAACCUGACCAAUUUCCUGGUCACAAAACAUACCAGUGCUUUGACCCUUCAGGUUCUUGGAAAUGCGAAAGGGGCAGUGGCUGUCGUCAUCUCAAUUAUGAUAUUCAGGAACCCAGUGUCCUUUACAGGGAUGGCUGGCUACACGCUUACAAUCAUUGGUGUCGUCCUUUACAGUGAAUCUAAAAAGCGCAACAAAUAAGGUGUUUCGAGGGGGCAGGACGAUAGUUGUGCUCCUCAUGAUCCGGUGGCAAAUGCCUUCAUUGGGGUUGGGAUGUUACCCCACCCUGUUCUUUUACUGUAAACCUCGAUGGAUCCUCCUCUGUAUCAGUAUAGUGAUAGAGGAUGAGCAUGUUUGCAAUAAGUAUAGAUGGCGUUUAUGCCUUUACAAAAAAAGGUAUAUAGGAAGCAAUCUUUGCCCCUUUUGUUUUCAAACAUAUUUAUAGGCAAAGGGUUGUAACUGUUUUUGUUUUAUAUUAAUGCAACAAUACAUUACUCAAAAUUAUGUGACAAUAGUUGUUUUUGCUGAA
This is a messenger RNA of Musa acuminata AAA Group (dessert banana), 2340 nucleotides long. RefSeq names its product probable sugar phosphate/phosphate translocator At3g11320. The transcript has 8 exons. Gene Ontology annotation, cellular component: Golgi apparatus. The record is from RefSeq and is a predicted model, not a curated record. Gene Ontology annotation, molecular function: antiporter activity. Lineage: Eukaryota; Viridiplantae; Streptophyta; Magnoliopsida; Zingiberales; Musaceae. Bases 1065 to 2012 code for a protein of 315 amino acids.